ACCCCACUAACAAGUAACAGAGUUACAGAGCUCGAUUACUCCGUACAUGAGAACGCGUUGUGGAAAUUCAACUUUCGAGAAACUUGUCUUGCAAUUUUCGCAAGAAUUCGAAAAGACCUUUUUCAAUCCAAAAACAACUUGUCAAAUCAAUCGGGAACGAGUUUAAUUUAAAAAACAAUCCCAAUUUGGCGCUAUUUUACUCAUUCCUCUAUUAAAUGCCGAAAAACCCACUAAAAUUCCCACACAUUUCAUCAUCAAUGGCGAAUCAAUUCAUACCCCAGACCCUAAAACCAUGUCAAAAACCCAAUAAUUUGAUAAAACCCCCUCUUUUAUCUGACAUUUUUGGGCAAAAAAACCUUAAAAAAUGGCCGAUUAAGGUGAAAUUCCCAGGUUGGAGAAAGCCCCAUCAAAAUUGGGCUAUUUGGGUUGAGAAAGUAAGCCUCAAAUUCGCCAAAAGCUGGGAAUUAUCAGGUAUUUGUGAUGGAAUUCUUUCUUCUCUACAUGAAAUUAAACCUAACCCAGAAAUUGUUCUUGCUUUAUCUGAAUAUUGGUGUUCUGCAACCAAUACUUUCCAUUUCCCAUGGGGAGAAGCCACCAUUACCUUGGAAGAUGUAAAUGUUUUAUUUGGGUUGCCUGUUUUAGGAGAAGCUGUGAAUGUUUCUGCUGUUGAUACUUCACAUAAGAAUUUGGAAUCGAAAUUACAAAGAAUAAAAAAUUCUCUGUCGAUUAGUACAAAUGAGAGUAAUGGUUGGAUUAAGUAUUUUAAUGAUGAGAAUGAUGAGAUAGAGCAUGUGGGGUUUUUGGCAUUUUGGCUUUCGAUGUUCGUCUUUCCGGACCUUGAUGACAGAAUAGUAGGAUCACAUGGUUUCUCUGUUGCUGUUCGUCUUGCUAGAGGGGCAAAGAUUGCUCUUGCUCCGGCUGUUCUUGCUUGUUUGUAUCGGAAUUUGACAUUUCUUACUCAGCAUGCUGCUGAUUUUGAUUCUGCUAAGAAGCAGAUUUCUGUCCCUGGUCCAUUUCAAAUUUUGCAACUUUGGGCUUUAGAGCGGUUUCCCUUGUUAGGGUCGAAAUUAGCAAAGCCUUUGAGUUUAGGGCAACCUAGAAUUGGUAGGUGGGAUAAGGUGAGUUUUAAGGCCAGUUUAGUUGAUGUAAGAAAAGCAUUGAGAUCAUCCGGUGAGUGUUUUUGUUGGCGGCCUUACGCUUUGGACUUGAAGAAUUGGCGGCAUAGAUAUUUCAACCUUGAUGUUGACAAGUUAUUGUCUGAUUUUUCGGGUGAUGAUGAUGAAUUGAAAUCAUUUCGUGUGUGUUUGCAGCCUACAGAGUUGAUUGGGAUGGAUUGUACGGCAACUUAUGAGCCUCAAAGGGUUAUGAUGCAGUUUGUAUGUGGUCAAAAGGUUCAUGCAGAAACUGAAUUUUCUAUCCCUUUAGAAUCAGGAAAGGUCAGAUUGCGAUUGCUUGAAGCCCGAAAACCAUCUGAAGAGGUUGAUAACACAUUGCAGGAGAGUGCUCAUGGAAAUGCUAUUAUAGAAGGCCUUGAGCCGGAGUGCAAGGAUGAUGAUCAUAAGAAGCUGAUACCAGCAAGCAACAUUAUAAAAACAGAAUUAAAUACUGAUGUUACUCCUGAAAGAGAAAUCCUUAAUGUUUCGGCUAGUGACAAUGUUACUAGGGAUGAAGAACAAAGUUCGGAAGGCCUGGUGGUUAUGGACUCAGAUGAUAAGAUGGCUGAUAAAAUGGAGUGCAAAGAUGUUAUGCGGUCAAGGAGUAGAACAAUGAAGUCGAAAACAAGGGUUGGGGAUUCAGCUGAUUAUCCCUUGCUCCUCGAUGAAUACUCAAGCAAGCCUGUAAAAAAGGUUAAAAAGUCAGCAUGAAAAUGCAUGAAGUUAUAUUUUUUGGUAAAUCAAUGCAUGAAGCUGAUAUUUGCAGUUCUGCAAAAUCAAAUGAGGAAUAAUUUCUGAGGUUAUCUGUUCAAGUAUUCUUCCUUUCUUUUUAGUUCCUGAACAAUUAGGCAACGGCUUUUACAAAAUGCAACAUUACACAACUAUUAGAACGGCAUACACAUCCGGCCCUCACCGUGACAAGUACAGUCCCCGGAAAGAAUCCAUACAGAGUUGAUUGUAUCCAAUCCCCCAUCAUUCUUGGUCAUCUGAGGGUUCGCCUCAAGUCAUUGUUGUCCUGUUAAAGUUUAAACUGAGGUGACAUUUUCUAAUUUGCUUUUCUGGCUCUUAUUGCUGCGGAUAUUGCCUUCAAAUACUGAUCAGCCUUGCUUAUUAAUACUCCAAAUAGCAAAAAACUUUAUGCAGCUAGUAAUUUUACCUUGAUUUGGGCACUAAUUUCACGGUUAUUAGUCUAGAUGCAACUUACCUCUCUUAAGCACUCAGCUACUACAGUAAUCAGAAUUUAGCAGUUCAAGAGAGUGUACCAUAUACUUCCUCGGUUCUAAUUUACAUGACACAAUUGGGUUUAUGACAUUAUUCACACAAGCUCCUUU
This is a messenger RNA of Spinacia oleracea (spinach), 2485 nucleotides long. RefSeq names its product protein MAINTENANCE OF MERISTEMS-like. Bases 216 to 1865 code for a protein of 549 amino acids. NCBI's taxonomy places the organism in Eukaryota, Viridiplantae, Streptophyta, Magnoliopsida, Caryophyllales, Amaranthaceae. The record is from RefSeq and is a predicted model, not a curated record. The transcript has 2 exons. Gene Ontology annotation, biological process: meristem maintenance; meristem development.